Molecule: messenger RNA, 774 nt
Organism: Perkinsus marinus ATCC 50983
Lineage: Eukaryota; Perkinsozoa; Perkinsida; Perkinsidae
Product: g-protein beta wd-40 repeats containing protein, putative
Exons: 10
Coding region: 1-774 (257 amino acids)
Molecular function (GO): protein binding
Source: RefSeq, a predicted model, not a curated record
AUGGGUAUGUAUGAGUAUGACGAGACCACUGGUCUUCGAGAGGGCGGACUGAUGAUUUUGGACUCCACCAAUGGUUCGGUUUUAUCGGAGAUCACUGGCACAGACCGCACGGGGAUACUCGAUGUGCGGUGGAUUGGUUCGAAGUCUUUAGCGGCGUGUACGGCCGAAGGUGGGAUCCAAUUUUUUACGGUAGCGGAGGAUGGUAAGAUGGUCGAGUGCAGUUCGACGAUUCCAAUGUUUACUGGCGAGGGCGCGAAGGGGGUGGCCAUUGGAUUGGACGUCACUCAAGGUUGUCUGUCACCUGAUGGGACGCUGCUGGCCACUGGCGGUGAUGAUCGUCGUAUGAAACUGUGGGAUGUGAGAACACCAGCUACUGACGGGCCGGUGCUAUCGGAUCGGAGGGAGCAUGAGGCUGGAAUCACAGCAUAUUUGUUCGUACAGCACGGGCGAAGGAUACUCACUGGCAGCUACGAUGAAAACGUUCGUGUAUGGGACUUGAGAUUUGGUGUAGCAGACUCGGCGUGUGAUGCUAGUGGUGUGCAGUGUGUAGUGAGGCAAGCUGCGAUCGGAGGCGUUUGGAGACUCAAGCCGUCCCUCACCGGAAAAGAUUUGCUCAUCGCUGGCUGCUAUGGAGGAUGUGAAGUGUGGCCUCUGGAAGAGCUCUUGGAUGGUCGGGAGGCUGAACGAAUAGGAGAGUGUUGCUGUAGUGGACUCCGGCCUGAUGACUUUGUUGGCAUCGAUCCCGUCACUGAAAAGGUUGAAGGACAUUUCUAA